Zea mays is the source of this 1015-nucleotide messenger RNA. RefSeq lists its product as uncharacterized. The transcript has 2 exons. Lineage: Eukaryota; Viridiplantae; Streptophyta; Magnoliopsida; Poales; Poaceae. The record is from RefSeq and is a predicted model, not a curated record. The coding region runs from base 389 to 691 and encodes 100 amino acids.
GCAUCAAAUCGCUCGCCAACGAACCGCAGCCCCGGCUGGUAGCGCGUGCGUGCGUGCGUAUUUUGCGCGAAACGAAGAGGCGACAGCGGCAUUGAUUGGAGCCGUGCGAGUUUUAAACGCCCGGCCGCUACACCCGCACACACCACCACCACCACUACUACCACAGGGUCAGGAUCCGAUGCCCCAUUACUACUUUGGCAUUAGCAGUCGGUGAGAAGCGGGGAGAGCAGCGCGAGAGAGGGCACGUACGGUGGUUCGUUCAACACCCUACUAGCAAGCUCAGCCCUAGUCCGGAGCCACGGCGCGGCUAGGGAGCCGUGCCCGGCGGCCGUCGGAGCCGCCGCGCGGACCAGGCGGCGGGGCGCCCAGGGUCGCCGGGACGCGCGCCAUGGCGUGGUGGCGCGCGCGGGUCGUCGCUCCGGCGCGCCGCGCCUGGCUCGCCGUCGUCGCCGCGCGCGUGCGCCGCCGCACCGAGCGAGCAGGGAUCGUGGACCUCCACAGGGACGUGCAGACCUGCGGGUACCACGACGUCGAGGUGAUGUGGGGCAUGCUGGGCCUGGACGCCGGGCCGCCCAGCGCGCCGGAGCGCCGGAACCGCUCGCCGCCGUUCUGGACCUGGACGCCGUCCUUCUGGCACUUCGGGUCGUCGCGCCGCACGCCCACGCCCACGCCCACGCCCGCCGCGCGGUAGAUGAUGAUGACUAGGCAGUGUCUGUGUGGGCCUCUGGGGCUUAUACUACUGUCAGUUUAAUUUGGCUAGGAAAUGCAUGGUGCUGGUGUGACAGUGUGUGUGCUAUGCAUGUGUGUGCACGGUGCACCUUUACUCCUACUACGCGUUGUAGAGAGAGAGAGAGAGAAGAAAACGCACAUAAAAAAAUCAGCUCUAAUUCCCCAUGUUUAUUUUGCUUUGCGUUCUGUGGUUCUGUCCUUGUUCAUGCAUGUGAUGGCUGGUCGCGAGGGACAGACAUGGCGACAUGUUUGUCAGCGGUGUGCAAAUGGCGGAGCGUUCUUUUCA